AUGUUUACUGUGCCAAAUUGUCAACCAGCUAAGGAACUUUAUGGCUCGCUAGAAGUAAAAUUGCAUACAAAUGUAGGGGAUUUGGAAGCAAGUAGAAUACUUGAACAACGUCUUCAAUUACUGGGAAUAAAAAAUUCUAUAGUGCAGGAGAAAGUAGACGUAAAAACUUCUUCUGAAUCGAAUAAUUCAAAUAAGCAAAUCACUCUGCUAAUGAAUUCAUUUGAACCGAUAAUUUUUGCGCAGAAAAUACGUACAGAUGAAGAAACAAAAGUAAGAAAAUGUUCAAUUCGAUUAUGGUUAUGGCAUCAAUAUUUAUCACGAAAUGGAUGUGAUAAUGUUAACAUGUGCGCAUGCAAUGCAUCCAGAAUGUGUGCAAGAAAUGCGUCAAAAUCGAAAUGGUUGUCAAAAAUGUGA
This is a messenger RNA of Brugia pahangi, 414 nucleotides long. NCBI's taxonomy places the organism in Eukaryota, Metazoa, Nematoda, Chromadorea, Rhabditida, Onchocercidae. The record is from the annotation of a GenBank genome assembly.